Tupaia belangeri chinensis (Chinese tree shrew) is the source of this 1341-nucleotide messenger RNA. RefSeq names its product pyrroline-5-carboxylate reductase 3 (gene PYCR3). Gene Ontology annotation, biological process: L-proline biosynthetic process. Gene Ontology annotation, molecular function: pyrroline-5-carboxylate reductase activity. The record is from RefSeq and is a predicted model, not a curated record. Lineage: Eukaryota; Metazoa; Chordata; Mammalia; Scandentia; Tupaiidae.
UGAGGGAGGCGGAAACCGGCUCGGCCUAUGGUUGGGCAGCGAGCACAGCGGGUUCCUACGGCGAGAUGGCUGCUGUUGGGCCUGAGCCCCCGCGCGUGGGCUUCGUCGGUGCCGGCCGAAUGGCUGAGGCCAUCGCGCAGGGCCUCGUCCGAGCAGGAAAAGUGGAUGCUCAGCGCGUGCUGGCCAGUGCACCAACGGACAAGAAUCUCUGCCGCUUCCGGGUUUUGGGCUGCCAGACCACCCACUCCAACCAGGAGGUGCUGCAGAGCUGCUCACUGGUCAUCUUUGCCACUAAGCCCCACGUCCUGCCCGCCGUGCUGGAAGAGGUGGCCCCUUUGGUCACUGCCGAGCACAUCAUAGUGUCUGUGGCUGCUGGAGUCCCUCUGAGCACCCUGGAGGAGCUGCUGCCCUCAGGUACACGGGUGCUGCGGGUCUCACCCAACCUGCCCUGCGUGCUCCAGGAGGGGGCCAUGGUGAUGGCGCGGGGCAGCCACGCUGGGAGCAGUUCCGUGAACCUGUUGGAGGCCUGUGGACAGUGUGAGGAGGUGCCCGAGGCCUACAUGGACAUCCACACAGGCCUCAGUGGCAGUGGUGUGGCUUUCGUAUGUGCGUUCUUGGAGGCCCUAGCUGAUGGCGCUGUCAAGAUGGGGAUGCCUAGUGGCCUGGCCCACCGCAUCGCUGCCCAGACCCUGCUGGGCACAGCCAAGAUGCUGCUGCAGAGGGGCCAGCACCCGGCACAGCUGCGGACAGACGUAUGCACGCCGGGCGGUACCACCAUCUAUGGGCUCCAUGCCAUGGAGCAGGGUGGGCUGCGGGCAGCUGCCAUGAGUGCUGUGGAGGCUGCCACCCGCCGGGCCAAGGAGCUCAACAAGAAGUAGGCCUCAGUGGCACCGGAGGCCUCCCGCCUCCACCAGCCACACUGCAGCUUCCUGCUGCCCUGGAGCCCCUCCAUCUUGCAUGAGUGUCUGACGCUGCUCCCUCCCCUGCAACGCGCUGCCAGGGGACAGGGCCUAAGGGGGUGGUGGGACUGUGGGCUCUGGGUGGUGAGAAAGGCCCCCUACAGUGGCCCCUACCCCUCAUGGUGACAAUGACUCUUGGAGUCAGCUGCUUGCACAGUGGGGCAGUUGGUAUGGCCAGGGGCCAGCCAGGGACAAAGUGACAACACUGCAGCUCCAGACUCCAGGGAGGCCUGGCGUCACGUCUUGAGGCAUCUCUGGAGAGGCCGGUGUGCACAGGUGUGCUGUGAUCCAGGCUGGGGGAGGCUGUGAGGGGCCACAGUGUAAAGAUAAGGUGGCCCAUGGAAGGCAGAUGUAAAAUAAACUUAAGGAAAAAAGAAAAUGA